ACUUCAAGGGUUGUUCUGCACAGGCUUUCUAGAGUUUACUGCUUGAGCUGAGUUGCUGAGUGUGAGGAGUGGAAAUACUCUUAUCACUACUUUUCAGCUGCCCAAAACUCAGGAGCUUGGCUUGUUCAGUGAGAAGUGAACAGGAUGUUACUGCAGCUCUGCUUUCCAGGAAUGAGAAAGCCUUUCUUGGCUCCACAUGGGAGAACAGGAAAAUUUAAUUUCUGUCCUUGCAGUCCUGGACUCCUUUCAGCUCCGAGCCAGCUCUGAAUGUGUGGCAGUACCUUCCCAUGGCUGCGGGGGCUGCUGGAAGCUCUUUUGUUUCCAGGAGGUUUCAGCCUGUCCCUUCAUGUCAUCUCUUCUUCUGCCUGGGCACAGCAGUCACAGUAAUGCUGGUUUAUUCUCCAGAGUGACCAAGGGAAGUUGCACUCCUGCUGCUACCACCCCUGCAUUUAUUAUAAAAAAUAUAAUAAAAGCUGUUUGUAUUCCUUACUGUUAAUUUACUGUCAUUGGCCACUGGUAAGGGAGGGCAUAAGUAGAAAUACCCAGAGGAAAGGACAGUGAACAUGGAAUAUGCACAAGAAUUAUGGUCUGAAACUUGACAGGGACAAUGGCAUAGAACCACUAGAAAAUCAAUUCAUUUUUUAGUUCAAAAAGAAAGGUAACAGAUCUAUUCAGAUCUUAUUGUAGUAAUGGAAGUUAUCCUGUCCAACUGCUCAAUAGGACAUAAAACAGCAGCUGCUCAUUAUAAACACAGUUACUUGUGCAGAAGUGAGAAAUGAGCAUGCAGAACACAGGGAGGGUCUGGCCCAGUUGCUCUGGGAGGUGUUAAUACUGAUUUUAACAGCUUGAACCACUGCAGAGUUCCCAGCUGUACAAAUCAGUUGGUGACAGUGGGGAUGUGAUAUGCCAUCCAAACUGGAAUGGCCAGCGAGGGAAGGUACUGCUGGUUUGGUGCUUCUGGUGUCAGAACACUUCCAUGGGGAAAGUAAUUUCUAAGAAGCUUUAGAAGCUGCUCAGGGAGCCAUUAGCAGCCAGUCCUGUGAAGGUACUUGGAUGUUUGCUUCGGAUCUUCUAUGACUUGAUUUUAAAAAUAAAUCUAUGUAGUCUACAUCAAAUACUCUUAAAAUUGGUUAGCUGCAAAAUUCAAAGAGUUGCAACUGGGAAAAUAAACACCCAAUGAUGCAUUUCUGGGCUCCUUCAAAGAAAGAUGUGAUGAUCAACAUUUGUGACUUGGGAAAUUUGUAAGGUGAUAUAUUGAGGAUGGGAUGGUUGGAAUGAACCAGUCUGGCAGUUCAGCAAAGGGGGUUGACUGCAACAACUUUGGGUUUAAUGUAUUCAGGAACAAAACAGUAUUUAGAAACUGCAUCUCUGCUCCUUAAAAGUAUUUUGAUUUCCAGCUUUCAUUGAUUUCAGUAGGAGAGAGUAAUUUGGAUGACUUUGAGGAUCUGGGCCAAAGAGUGAGGCAGCCUCUGCAACACAGGAAACACUGCCCUGGACAGGAGCACCACCAGGUUCUGAAAGUCAGAAUCAGCAGCAGCAGGGCCUGGCAGCUGAUUCUGACUUUCCCCUCUAGUUAAAAAACAAUUGCACAGCUUCAAAUUUCAUGGAAUAUCAACUAGCAGUGGGACAGUACUACCUCUUGUACAGGGCAGAUGUGAGGCCAUUACAUGAACAAUAUCCCAUUCCUAGUGUUAUUUUUUUAAAAAAGCUCUGGUAAACAUCAUGUAGGCAGGUGACAUUUCUAAAGCUAUCAUUUAUGCAGCAUGUUUUCAUGAGGCUCCUAAUUUUCUCAUCUGCCACUUUUGCUUUUUCUCUUCACUUGGCUAGUCAGUGUAUGUGUUCCUUAAAAUCAUUUCAUAUUACUGUGUGGUAAAUUACUCCAGCUUUUUCUGUAACUUCCUGGGAAAAAUUACUUUUUGUUUUGCUCCCCAGAGGAUUCCCAUUGUGUUUGGAGCAGCCUUCACUGCUCUCUGUAGUUCCCAGCUGCGUGGCUGAGCCAGCCCGUGAACCAGCCUGGGGUAAGAGUGAAGGGGAGGGCAGCUCAGGUGCCAGGUGCUGCUGCCAGUGCUGAAUUUUUAAUGUUUAGAUGCUCAUAGAUGCUGAGGUUGGCACUGAAGGAGCUGCUGCCAGUUCUGCUCCUUCUUUCCUACUGUCUUGUUACACCAAGGAAAUGUAAAAGCAUCGCUGGUGCCGCUGCUGCCGGGGAAGGCAGCGAGAGCAGUGCUGGGUGUCGGUGAUGUGGGAAUGCUUUCCGAGUGGGGAAUCCGAGAAUAAACCUCCCUGCACGACACCCAAACCGUGGCAGUCCCUGCACAGAGGGGCCUGGGCUGGAUCAGUCUGUCCCAGGCUGGGACCUGCCAUUGGGUUUAUUGGAAGCGUGGAGUCACGCUGGUGCUCCUUCCUCUUUGCAAUGUCCACCCAAUAGGAACACGUGGAUUACUUACUCGCUAAGAGGUAAACUUGAAAAAUAGAAGUUAAAAAACUUAGAAGAUACCCACAACGACGAAUGGGAUGAAAUUCUUGAGAGGUUCUCUCCCUGUUUGAGAAUUUCUACCAGAUGAGUCAUGGCUGUCCCCAAGUCCUCCGGGGGAGCGGGAGCUGGCUGGGGACAGGCGCAGCCCCAGGGGCACCGCCGGCAGGAAAUGUGCUGUGUGCUGGGGGAUCCACAGCCUCCUACCCGCUGGGAAUGUGAAACUGCUGUCAAAGAGUCAAUAUCUCUGCAGAGAACUCUUAAAACACUUCCAGAGUGGCAAUACACAGGGCGCCUUUCCGUAGGUAGCAGUGGCAGCUGGGAAGAAAGUGAAGUUUCUCUGUGUGUGCAGCCUGACCCGAUGUCCCCCGGUGCCACCACGGCCCUGUGUGCUACAGCUGCAGGCUUCGACUCGCUGGAGGAAACUGCAAGUGAAGAAGUUCAAUGUUUGCUUCAGCUGAAGAGAGUAUUUCCCAAGUCCUGGCGGGAAAAGGUGAAAAAGAGGACCAGAGGAUGUUGCUAGUAGGUAUGGAGAUGACAGGAAGCCAUGACUAGAAGGGGGAUUGUCAACAGGAAACAGAGCACCGCAGCCAAUGUGACACUGCUGCACAGUACAGCUGCUGUGCUGUGCUGCCUGCUGGACUCUGAGGCCUGGGGAGCACUGGCUGUCUCCAAGAGAGAUUCUCCUGUCCGUUUGUCUGCUGGAGUUUGAAUUGUUCUGCACCUACUUAAUCCACUUUGCUGGAGCUGGCAAACCCUGGGGCUUUUUUCUUGUCACCAGCUACUGUAAAGUCCUUGAACAGCUAUGGGGAGCAAAAGGUGUGUGUGAGCCCUUUCUGGGCUGGCAGCCAAGCACUCCACGGACCCCGGGCAGCUUUGAGGUGUCUUGGCUGUUCAGUGCUCUGCAGAUAUGAACGCUGAGCUUUGGGCCUGGUUGUUCUCACCAUGCUAGUACAUGGGAAGGACGACUUCCUCUCAGACAUAGCCUACAUCAUCCUGGAACUGAUCAUUGCAGUGCUGGCCAUCCUGGGGAACAUCCUGGUCUGCUGGGCCGUCUAUUUGAACAGCAACUUGCAGAACGUCACCAACUAUUUUGUGGUGUCCCUGGCGGCUGCUGACAUUGCCGUGGGGGUGCUGGCAAUCCCCUUUGCCAUCACCAUCAGCACUGGCUUCUGUGCCUUCUUCUAUGGCUGCCUUUUCAUUGCCUGCUUUGUCCUGGUCUUGACUCAGAGUUCCAUCUUCAGUCUCCUAGCUAUCGCCAUCGACAGAAUCAUUGCCAUCCGAAUACCCCUCAGGUACAAUGGCUUGGUGACCGGCUCUCGAGCCAAAGGCAUCAUUGCCAUCUGCUGGGUGUUGUCCUUCAUCAUCGGCCUGACCCCAAUGCUGGGGUGGCACAAGCGUGCCCAGAUCGAAGAGCUGGGUUCCAACUGGUCCUCUCCCAUCAACUGCAGCAACAGCAUGGUGGCGUGUCUCUUCGAGGCCGUGGUCACCAUGGAGUACAUGGUCUACUACAACUUCUUUGCCUGUGUGCUCCUGCCCCUCCUUCUCAUGUUUGGUAUCUACUUGAAAAUCUUCAUGGCAGCCCGGCGCCAGCUCAAGCAGAUGGAGAACAAGAUGGUACAUGGGGAACGUUCCCGCUCCACGUUGCAGAAGGAAGUCCAUGCAGCCAAGUCUUUAGCCAUCAUUGUUGGGCUGUUUGCAGUCUGCUGGCUUCCACUACACAUUAUUAACUGCUUUACCCUUUUUUGCCCAAAUUGUGCCCAUGCUCCCCUCUGGCUGAUGUAUCUGGCUAUUAUCCUGUCUCACGCUAACUCGGUUGUAAACCCCCUAAUUUAUGCCUACCGCAUCAGGGAGUUCCGAUACACCUUCCGAAAAAUCAUCAGCCAGCACAUCCUAGGCCGGAAGGAGCCCUUCAAGGCAGGGGCAGCCAGCUCCAGGACUUCCACCCAUGGUGGGGAUGCAGAGAACGCCAGCAUACGGAUCAGUGAGUAUGCGCUAGAGGUAUACACCAAUGGAGAGAUCCUCAGGGAUCCUGAAAAGCAGGACUUAAACAAAUGCAAAGCUGGCUUGGAAUGGCACCAGAAUGGAAAUGCUCUGGACUUGGAGACAAAUGGGCAUCUCCCACAUUCCUGCAAAAAUGGGAUUCUCUCAGAUGCAUGCCUGAACAGGGAGCUUCACAGUGAAGAGCUGAUUGAUGCCCAGGUAUCUUACUCAGAUCUGGAAAGAGCAGCCUUUGCUGCAGCUGAUGUUUCCUGAUGAGACUUUCAAAGUUUUCCUGGUAGAAUUAUUUUUUUUUCCAUUGGUGACCUCUGCCAUGGCAGAAAGGGAGGUUGGGGGGCGGGGGGAGAGCAGUGUAUUCAGAUCGCUGUGGAGAAAGGGGUCCAUAUCCAGGACUAUUGGAUGAUCCUAAAUACCAGACUGGAGAAAAGCCAAGAGACCACUGAAGUGGACUAAGGAAGGAGGGACAUGUUACCCAUCAAUGACCUGUCACCAAGAGCAGUGCCAAGGUCGAGGAUGGCAUUCCAGGUUCAGCACUGGGAGACUGCUGAUGCAGAGAUUUUGUGACACUGUGCUGUACUGUGCCUGUGGUUGAGUGCUGGUUUCGCUGUCUUUUACCAAUGGAAACAGAAGCACGGCUGGAAGUAUUUGCUGAAUAACAAAGAACAACUGGGAAGGGCCUCAAAGUACUGUGGCCCUGCAACAAGCAGAAGGGGGAUAGCAAAAUCUGUUGUCAGGAAGGAUGGCAGGAGCUGCUUGGAGAGGGAAGGAAUUUGCUUGAUGGGAACUCUGGAUACUUUCAACCAUGGCACUUUGUUUUUCAGUUUGUGUUUUUAAAGCUUAUACUGCAACAGGUUGCUCAAAUGAUUUUUUUCCCCACAUGAUGGUAAGGUUACUUUAUGUUAAGUUAUAAAAGAUGGGCAAGAACUCAUAUCUGUUCCCUGAGUGCUCAGUGUUCCAGAUGCACAUAGCAAAUAUAGCUUCUUAGUGCUCCACUGUGUCAAACAAAUCACCAAAGCUGAGCCUUGCCAAGGAUUUCCCUUGGCAAAAGGGCUGUUAGCAGGACGUGGUGCUGCAGGCCAGGGCUGUGGGCAGGGUUCUCAGGGCAGAGCUGUGAAGAGCUGUGGGUGUGUGAGCUCUUUGUAGGCUGAUGGCAUUUUCUGCUUUCCCCCUGUCUCUGUGCUUCUCCUCCCGAGCUCCUAGAAUGCAAAUCCUUUCCAUGGACCCAGAUGUGCGUGAGGGGAGGUAAUAUUCCAUAUUUCAGUCACCUUCAUCCUCACUCCCAGGCUGAGGGACUUCUUUCUUCUUUCUUAGGAUAGAGAGCAACCCACUCACAUACUUCACCUGAUUUUGGAAUUCCAACAAGCUCUGUUUAAAAACCUUUUCUCCUGUGAUUUCAGUUUUUUUAUUGUGAAGCCUGAUGUGUCCCUGUGGUGCAGAGGCCAACAGACCUGGGCCUGUCUGUUUAGAAGAUGCUCCUGCUCUGAGAAGCUGAAAGGUGUCAGUAGCAUUGGAACUCAGUUUAGAAACUGCAGUUUUUACUUUCUGUAGAAAAGAACAGGCAAAUCUAUCCUGCAGCAAGUGUACACACUGCUGUGGUUUGUUGCAGAGGUGUUUCAUUGCAGUUUGGUAAUUCUCUGUGUCACAGGAAGUCUGGCAGCUCAAGGACAGCAGAAAACCACAUCAGCUUGAAUUCCACCUGAACAUUGUCUGUGUUUUGUUUUUCAGACAAAUAAUCCAUGUCCAGUACUACCAGCCUUCUGGGGAGACAAGCAGUAGUGGUCCUACUGGGAAAUGAAAAGUCUUGUCAUUCCAGGGAUCUGAGGCUUAUUCUCUAGCUGAAAAUAUCAGAAAUAUCCUCCCCCAAUCUGGGUUCUCCUUGUGUAUGUCCACUAACAUUUCAGAAGCCAAGGGAAACUGGAUUUUCAUACUUGAGGAAGAGCAGGUUAAUUUUGCGUGUUCUUAUUCCAUGUUUAUUUUAUAUAUUGUGAACUAUUAAAAUGAAAAAAAUAGUUUUAUUUUGAGGAGAAUUUUCUUUUUUCCAGUUUCCCUGCACACGUAUGGGGAGAAAUUUGUCGUGCUGAAUGUGUUUGGGUAUGUAGCUCCUCUGGGAUAGCAUAAAAUUUACUGUGAGAUGGAUAAAAAGGUGUGGCUACCACCACAGUCCUUAGCAGAAGGAGAGGCCAGUUUGUAAAACAAUAGGCUUCAUGGUUUAAUUGAACUGCUGCUUUCUUGGCAGGGCUCUUCCCCAUAGUCUGACGUCAGAGGAGAGGAUUAUCACUCCAGUGAUACCACCAUUAAGGAACACUAAGCCAUUUCCCUGUGACUGACGUCAUAGGUAGUUCCUCCGUAGGUGACUCGGGAUAUAGUUACUCUUGAUCCUUCUUAAUGGAAUAUUUCUGUAGGUUAUUUGUGUGGUAGCUUCUCUGACCUCCUGUAACAGUGGCAGAGGAACUCAGGAAAAUGGGGGGCUGUUCUCUUCAGGCCUCGGCUGGGAGCUAAAAUGUUUCUAAGAAUAACACAAGAUUACAUCCGGCACUCAUGUCAAUAACAAUUAGGUCCACAAAGACCCAGAGCAGGGAAGGAAGUGUGGGAAAAUACCAGCAUUGCUCAUGUGCUGGAACACGCAGAAGUGCAGAAGAGUUGCCUGUUGAGCUGUAGCUGCCACUGUAAAGGGAUGGUUUGCACCGCAUUGGAUCAGACUUCCAAGAGCUGGUGUGGAUUGGCUGCUUUCUAUUGUUUCCUGAGCAUCUCCACACUCACUUAUGGCAGUUUCUUGCUUGGUUGCCCCAAGAAUCAAGUUGAUCUAUGUUGAUGGACAAGCUUAGGAUUGUUUUGCUUUCCAGAUUGCUCUGGAAAACUUUCCUGCCCAACGAGAUCACCAUGCAAACUUACUGACUUGCCAGAUAUCUUGAAUUUAGCUUUUGUGUUGCUGCUUGAGCUGCCCCCAAGUGUAUCCAGUCCCUUUUAAUAUUAGUGAUCCAGACUUGAAGUGAAAAGGGUGUGUGAAGGGGGUGGGCUGUGUGCAGGAGGAAGGGCAGAGUAUGGAGAGUGUGGUUUGUGGAGCUCUCUGCAGUCACAGGAAGAAAGGGAUUGCAGCUGCACCACAUGCUAGGCCUUCUGGCAAACAUUUGGCUGAGAUGGACCCUCAGAAGAUAUUUCUGCAGCAGUUGGGGAGAGCAGGAGCUUUUUGAACAAAUUUUGGACUUCAUAUUUCUUGUUUCCUAGGGAUCAUAAUUUCAGGUCUUCCUGCUUUUUGGUUUGUUUUUCUUAAAAAAGAAAGAAGCACUAGGUCCCAUCAGCGAAAUGUACUCUUUCCUUCUCCUGGCAGCUCUCCACCCUCGAGAGAAGUACCUGCCUUCCAAACUUCCUAGGACCACUCAUAUCCCCAGUUUUCUUCAAGCUGGAGAAUGUUUAGCUGAUCCAGUUGUUCUGGAUAAACAAAGAUGGUGGCAAGACAAAGGGAAGAAUGAGGUGACUAUCAGGAGAGGCUGGAGAAGACCUUCUUGGGAAUCCCAGGUGAAGUGGGUCCAGAGAGUAGGAGCUGAGGUCAGCAGACUAAUUUCAUUGAACGAGAACUUCUUGCUAAAAAAGUCAGAAGCAGCAUAGAGAGAUGAUGUGCCUCAUUUGGCAUGUGGGCAUUCCAUGAAUAUCCCCAUUCCCUGAAGACUCUUAAGGCUCCAGAGUUUAUUUGCUUUAUAAGAAUUUUGGAAAAAACGAAGUUUGAUCAGUUGCCAGGAGUAAUUUUACCAAGAGUUCUUGGGGCUCUCUCCUCAACAGGGCACUGCUUUUCUGUGUGUGCAGAUAAAUGCACUUGCAGCUGUGUGCUGCAGAGUCCCUUUUGGAUCAGUGACAUUUCAGAGCUCUGCAAGCUUGAACUGCGGCUCUUGAACUGAGAAGCAAUUUGGCAUGGUGGGACAGGUGGGAAUACUGGAGACAGAAAGGAUUUCUUGCUGGUCCCAGCUGGGGGCCAGCUAGGACCACCUGCUAGGGUGCAGGUGGACUUGGAGUGACAUAGAAUAAUCUGAACCUUUGAUCAUUUUUUGAAGCUGCCUCAGGGGAUGCUGGUGGAUACAGAGAAGUCUCUGAGGUGCGGGAGACUGGAGGGUCAGGAUGGACAGGAAUUCUUGGUAGUGAAGGAGCAUUUGUAGAGUAGGUGUUUGGGAGGAUUUCAGGGGAGCAGGAAUGUGCUGGGAGGUGCUGUGGGGUGUAAAGAUGAUGCUGGCAUGAGACCAAGGUGUGACUUGCUGAGGAAGGUCUCUGGAAGGGAUGUACAGCCUUACAGCUCUCCUCGGGUCACUGCAAGGAUCAGCCCUUCCUGGGGUGUGCUCAGGGUGUCACAGGAUUGACUUUGUAGGGUCUAUAUUGACUGAGGCAGGGAUGGUUCUUAUGGAUUAUGUCCUUUCCAGAUACAUUGUUCCAUUUCAUGAGCACAUCCAGGUAUAACAAAUCCCCUUCUGCUUCAUGAGCAUGGGCCCUACCUUAAAACCAAAUCCUUCCAUCCAAGUUCUUUGGAAGGACAAACAGGCUGCAGUGGUGCUGCAAGGCAUUAGCAUGCAAUAGUCUCCAGUGGUGUUUGCUAAGUUCAGCUGCCUGAAAGUCAGUUCUCUCCCAAAU
This is a messenger RNA of Parus major (Great Tit), 9085 nucleotides long. It is a transcript of the gene ADORA2A, whose product is annotated as adenosine A2a receptor. The coding region runs from base 3416 to 4726 and encodes 436 amino acids. Gene Ontology annotation, biological process: G protein-coupled adenosine receptor signaling pathway; adenylate cyclase-activating G protein-coupled receptor signaling pathway. The transcript has 3 exons. NCBI's taxonomy places the organism in Eukaryota, Metazoa, Chordata, Aves, Passeriformes, Paridae. The record is from RefSeq and is a predicted model, not a curated record. Gene Ontology annotation, molecular function: G protein-coupled adenosine receptor activity. Gene Ontology annotation, cellular component: membrane.